GCGGGGGAAAAAAUCAUCUGUCAAAAACAAGCCACAAACUUGUUUACGCUUUUAUUGGUUUUUCAGUUUUCCCUUUUUACUGAUUUGAAGUUUGGUUACUUUGAUCUGAAUUUGGAAUGCGCUUCUUCUCGGUUUCACAAACUAUCAUAGUUUUAUAUUGCAAGUGAAAAUAAUACUAUUUAUGAGAUCAAAAUGCAUAUAAAACAGAUUAUUAUACAGGGCUUCAAAAGCUACAGGGAUCAAACUGUUGUGGAACCGUUUGAUAAACGUCAUAAUGUAGUCGUGGGAAGAAAUGGUUCAGGGAAAAGUAACUUUUUCUAUGCCAUUCAAUUUGUCCUCAGCGAUGAGUACUCCCACUUAAAACCGGACCAAAGACAGUCUCUGCUUCACGAAGGCAGUGGACCAAGAAUUGCAUCCGCCUAUGUCGAAAUUAUUUUUGAUAAUUCAGAUGCCCGUGUCCCUAUUGAACAUGAAGAAAUUUUCUUGAGGCGUGUAAUUGGUGCUAAAAAGGAUCAAUAUUUUUUGAAUAAGAAAGUAGUGCCAAGAAGCGAGGUCAUGAAUCUACUUGAAUCUGCUGGAUUUUCUAGUUCAAAUCCAUAUUAUAUUGUUAAACAAGGAAAGAUUCUUCAAAUGGCCACAGCUCCAGACUCACAUCGUCUGAAAUUGCUAAGGGAAGUGGCUGGUACCAGGGUUUUUGAUGAAAGAAAAACUGAAUCCGUUACUCUUUUUAAAGAAACUGAAGGAAAAAUUGAAAAGAUCCGCGAAUUUUUGGCUACAAUUGAAGAGAGACUUUCUACUUUAGAAGAAGAGAAAGAAGAACUAAAACAAUACCAAAAUCAUGACAAAAUCAGACGUGCUCUUGAAUACAUUAUCCAUGAAGUUGAAUUGACUGAAAAUAGGAAAAAAUUGGCUGAUUUGGAAAAACACAGAGAUGAAUCUGGUACUGGACAAAAAAAAUUAGCAACCGACUUGAAAAUAGCUCAAGACAAUAUAAAAUCUAUUACAAAAAGAAUUAAAGAUAUGAAAAAGGAAAUGGCUGCAAAUAAAGAAGAAAGAGACAUUUUAGGAAAUGAUCAUCAACAUUUAAUCAAAGAAAAAACUAAAUUAGAUUUUACCAUCAAGGAUUUAUCUGAGGAGUUACAAGGUGACAAUAAGUCCAAAGAACGAGCUGAGAAUGAACUAGCUCGUCUCACAACAACAAUCAAAGAAAAAGAAGCCGAACUUGAAAAAAUAAAGCCUCAAUACGAAGAGAAAAAAGCCAGAGAAGAAGCAUGCACUAGAGAGCUGGCUUUGAAGGAGCAAAAGCGCAAGGAGUUGUAUGCCAAGCAAGGCAGAGGCAGUCAUUUUAAAUCCAAAGAAGACCGCGAUAAAUGGAUCAAAAACGAAUUAAAAUCAUUGAUCAAACAAAUAAAAGACAAAAAAGAUCAUCAAGACAAAUUGGAAGCUGACCAAAAUAGAGACAAGGCGAAAACGGUAGAGCUGCAAACAAAAAUUGAAGAACAAUCCCUAGAGUUAGAACGCCAGAAGAAUUAUAUUGACGAAUACAAUAAGCAAUGUUAUGAAUUGAAGAAGAAUAAGGAUCAAUUUCAAGCUACAAGAAAUGAAUUGUGGCGCAAAGAAAAUAACAUACAAACAAACUUAUCAUCCCUAAAAGAGGACUUAGCAAAAGCUGAUCAACAAUUAAGAUCUAUGGUUGGAAAACCUAUUUUGAACGGCAGGGAUAGUGUCAGAAAAGUUUUAGACAGCUUUAUAGCUCGUGGUGGCGAAGAGGCAAAAAUAGCUUCAGCCUAUUUCGGCCCGGUUAUUGAAAAUUUCAGUUGUGAAAAGAGUAUUUACGUAUCAGUAGAAGUAACUGCUGGUAACAGACUAUUUCACCAUGUAAUUGAAAACGACAGAGUUGGCACAGUGAUUCUAAAAGAAAUGAACAGGCAAAAAUUACCAGGGGAAGUCACUUUUAUGCCAUUGAACAGAUUGAAUGUUAGACAACAAGACUACCCCAGUGAUUCUGACGCAAUUCCUAUGGUUUCAAGAUUAGAAUAUGAGCCAAAAUAUGACAAAGCCAUAAGGUAUUUAUUUGGUAGAACGUUGAUUUGCAGGCAUUUAGAUGCGGCAACUAAACUUGCCAGAAGUACAGGAUUGGAUUGUAUAACUUUGGAAGGCGAUCAAGUUUCUUCAAAAGGCUCUUUAACAGGCGGAUAUUUCAAUACAUCAAGAUCCCGUUUAGACAUGCAAAAAAACCGAAGCGAAACCAUUCAGCAAAUCCAAAAAUGCGAGCAAGAGUUAAAGAGUUUACGUACGGAACUUUCCCAAACGGAAUCAUCUAUAAACACUAUUGUCAGUGACAUGCAAAAAAUUGAAACUAAAAACACUAAAGCUAAAGUCAUUUAUGAUAAAGUUAAAGUGGAACUAAGCCUAAUGAGGGAAGAGUUGUCCAAUAUUGAAAAAUUCAAAAUUCCUAAAGAACGUUCUAUGGCACAAUGUAAAUCUAGUUUAGAAGCGAUGACUACAACAAAAGAAAAUUUAGAGUCCGAGUUGCAUCAAGAGCUAUUGGCUUCAUUGUCUGUGGCAGAUCAACAACAAGUUGAUUCGUUAAAUGAUGACAUACAGAGAUUGCAAAAAGAGAAUAAGGAGGCCUUUAGCACAAGAAUGAAAUUAGAGGCCGAAAAAAAUAAGUUGGAAAAUUUGUUGACAAAUAAUUUGAUUAGAAGAAGGGACGAGGUCUUACAUGCUCUACAAGAAAUUUCUUUGGAAGAUCGUAAAAGGCAGUUGACAAAUAGCCGCAGUGAAGUUGAAGAAAUUGAUAGAAAAAUUGAGAAAGUUAAUAGGGAACUGAGUUCAAUGGAAACAAAAGUAAAAGACAUGGCCAAAAAGUUGAAGCAAGAACAAUCGGAAUUGGAGAGUUGGAAGCGUAAAGAAAAAGAGGCUCAAGAUAAAAUUGACGAGGAUGCAAAGCAUUUGGAAAAGUUUGCGUCAAAACAGAAUCUUCUGGAAACGAAAAUCCAGGAGAGUGUUGAGAAAAUUAACCAACUUGGUAGUUUACCAGCUCCGGAAACCUACAAAAGUUUUGCGAAAAUGUCAUCAAAGGCGCUUUUUAGAGAAUUAGAAAAAACUAACAAUCAACUGAAAAAAUUCAGCCAUGUGAACAAGAAGGCUUUGGACCAAUUUAUGAGUUUUUCUGAUCAAAAGGAGAAAUUACAAAAAAGAAUGCAGGAGUUGGAGAGAGGAGGAGAAAGUAUCCAAGAACUCAUUGAGGUACUCGAACAAAGAAAAGUCGAAGCUAUUCAGUUCACUUUUAAACAAGUAUCCAGAUACUUUACAGAAGUUUUCAAGAAAUUAGCUCCUGCAGGCAAUGCUAAAUUAGUUCUGAAAACUGCGGAUAGUGGGGAUGAAGGAAGAGAUAUAUCUGCUGAUGAUGCCAAUACUGACAUUUUCCAAGGUAUUGGUGUGAGAAUUUCCUUCACAAGUGCCGACGUCGAAAUGAAAGAAAUGAACCAAUUAUCGGGAGGUCAAAAAUCCCUAGUAGCCCUGGGUCUAAUUUUCGCAAUCCAAAAAUGCGACCCAGCUCCCUUCUACUUGUUCGACGAAAUCGAUCAGGCCUUGGACGCUCAGCAUCGUAAAGCCGUAGCCGAUAUGAUCCACGAAUUAUCCGCUGAUGCUCAGUUCAUCACAACAACUUUCCGGCCGGAAUUGUUGGAACACGCUAAUAAAUUUUACGGUGUUAAGUUUAGGAAUAAGGUGAGUCAUGUGGAAUGCGUGUCCAGAGAAGAAGCGCGGGACUUUGUCGAAGAUGACACUACACAUGGUUAGGUUCAAGUUGAAUUCUGCUUUUCUGUAAAACAGCCUACUUUAAUGGGAUAAUAUUACUUUGUACUGGUAGGUUGUAGGUAGGUAACUAAGAUAUUUUCAAAACCUCUGAUAAACAUUUUUCAAUUUCAUGAAUAAGUUACAUUUAUUGAAUCUGAAAAAUAUGAACAACUGAUUUAAAACAAUACAUAUGGUCAAUAUACAGGUAUAACUUCAAAUCUGGUCAUCGAAUGUUCCACUUUGUUUUUUUUUUUUUAUCAUUUUCUUUAGCAAAGCCUCAACGAAUAUAUCAUUGCCGAUUUUGUAAUUUAAUUUUCUAAGGAAAAAUGCCAUAAGAUACCAUAAGUUACAUUUAAGAUUCUGAAGUUGCCGUCACUUGACCGAAACUGAAGUUAAAGUGGUGAAAUUAGAUAACAGAUCGUAGAAGCGGCACAAAAAGUUACCCAGAUCCUCAAAAUUUCAAUUUUAUUGGAUGACACGUUACAAAGUUAUCACCUGAGUAAAACAUCGUAUAAUAAUUGGAAAAUCAAAAAAAAAAAACUCCACAUCUUAACAGGGAAAGAUGAAGGCUCUGGCAAAUUGUGUCGGUUUGGACAAAGCAAGCAUUCUGUUUUCCAAAGUCAGGUUGUCAACACUGAGAUUGUAUACUUGUAGGUUUGACAUAUUUUUCUCUAUAGGUUCGUUUCAAAUAUUAAUAAUUUUUAUUUAAAGUAAUCAGAUGUUUUGAAAGUAUUUUUUAUUUAAUAGACAUAGGAAUUCAAUGUAUUGUUUGCAAUACAAAUAGGUUUAAGCUGUAGGAAUUCUUUUUUUAGUUUUUGCGGGAAAAUUUCUCCAAUUUCAACUUGCAAAUCUCAUUCACGAGAUUGUUUUGCAGUUUUAUUAUGUUACUCAAAGUAGCCAGGCUUUUAGUUUGUUCUUAUUUCUAUAGAAAUGCAUUGAAAAAAUAUUUAAUAAAAAUCUGUAUAACGAA
Messenger RNA from Ceutorhynchus assimilis (cabbage seed weevil), 4774 nucleotides. The record is from the annotation of a GenBank genome assembly. Lineage: Eukaryota; Metazoa; Arthropoda; Insecta; Coleoptera; Curculionidae.